Molecule: messenger RNA, 5370 nt
Organism: Polyodon spathula (Mississippi paddlefish)
Lineage: Eukaryota; Metazoa; Chordata; Actinopteri; Acipenseriformes; Polyodontidae
Product: eukaryotic translation initiation factor 2-alpha kinase 3-like
Exons: 17
Coding region: 164-3340 (1058 amino acids)
Biological process (GO): protein phosphorylation
Molecular function (GO): protein binding; ATP binding; protein kinase activity
Source: RefSeq, a predicted model, not a curated record
UGCGAAAGCAGGCUUGGCUUUUAACUGUAAAGGGAGUAACAUGGUGCCCUGGUGGCUGUUUGUGUUUACGUUAAAGAGAGAGGUAUUUCUGUUGUAAGUACGGUAAUCCACACACACAUUUCAUCCCUCGCUAUUUAUUUGUAUCAAUGUGCAAUCCCCCUCGAUGGGAAAGGGUUUGCGGUUUGGAAACCUGAGCAUUUCUGUGGCGCUUCUGCUCCUGCUGAAAGUAGCGCUCACUGGGACAUCGUACACCUCCGCCGAGGGGAAGCCCGGAGCUGCCGCCGCUGAGGCCGGGGCGGAGGCCGGCGAAGAUGGUGGCAGUGCAAUAGAGAGAGGGCUGGAAAGCGUGUGGGCUGCAGCGGCAUUCGGGGAUGUCACUGUGGAAGACGAUGAAAACGCAGCGGCCGAGGAAGCGGGCGAUUCAACAGCGGAAUCAAGUGGGGACGGAAAGAUCAAAAGGUCUCUGGUGAUCAUCAGCACUCUAGAUGGGCGGAUAUCUGCCCUGGACCCAGAGAAUCAUGGCAGGAAGCAGUGGGACCUGGAUGUGGGCUCCGGGACUCUGGUCUCCUCAAGCCUCAGCAAGCCUGAGGUGUUUGGGAACAAGAUGAUCAUCCCCUCCCUGGACGGGGCCCUGUUUCAGUGGGAUCGGGACCGAGAGAGCAUGGAGGCCGUGCCCUUCACUGUGGAGUCGCUCCUGGAGUCUUCCUACAGGCUCAGAGAAGACACUGUGCUGGUCGGAGGCAAAUCUCUCACAACUUACGGACUCGGAGCCUACAGCGGCAAGCUACGAUAUAUCUGCUCUGCGGUGGGAUGCAGCCGCUGGGACGAGGAGGAGUCAGAGCCUGAGGAUGUGCUGCUUCUCCAGAGAACACAGAAGACUGUCCGUGCAGUGGGACCUCGCAGUGGCAAUGAGAAGUGGAACUUCAGCGUGGGGCACUUUGAGCUGAAGUUUGUCCCCGAGGUGCAGCCCGGAGUGAACUUCCUGGAGGGAGAUGGAGUGAAGAGGGACGACCCCAAGGUGAUCCGGGAGGAGGAGGAGGAGGCAGCCGAGACCAAGGACACGGUCAUCAAGGUUUCCGUGGCAGACUGGAAGGUCAUGGCUUUCACCAAGCGUGGGGGGCACCUGGAGUGGGAGCAGCAGUUCUGCACACCCAUUGCAUCUGCCUGGCUAGUGAGGGACGGCAAGGUGAUCCCCAUCAGCCUGUUUGAUGACACUAGCUAUACCGUGCGCCCCGAGGACCUGGAGGACGAGGAGGACAUUGUGGAGGCUGCCCGUGGAGCCACAGAGUCCAGUGUCUACCUGGGAAUGUUCCACGGGCAACUUUACUUGCAGUCAUCCGUCCGCAUUUCGGAAAAAUUCCCAACAAAGUCCAACGCCCUGGACACUGAGACUGGCAUCAUCUCCCUUCCCACAGUGAAGUGGAAACCAUUGAUACACUCCCCGUCCAGGACUCCAGUGUUGGUGGGUUCAGAUGAGUUUGACAAGUGUCUGAAUAAUGACAAGUUCUCCCAUGAGGAGUACAGCAACGGAGCUCUGUCUGUCCUGCAGUAUCCCUAUGACAAUGGGUACUACUUCCCAUACAGCUGGCGUUACCGGGGCCGACGGCACACGCAGGUGAGCUUGCUGGAGCACCAGGAACCCUCGCGGGCAGAGCUGCGCAGGAAGGACCCUGUGCUGCUGCUUCCCUGGUGGAAGGAGAUCCUGGGAACCAUCGUAUUCUGCAUCGCCGCCACCACCUACAUCGUGUGCAAGUUCUUCCACCCCCCCACCCUGCACAUGAGCAGACAGCGAAAGGAGUCUGAAACCCAAUGCCAGACGAACAGUACGUUCGAGGAGGACGGUGAAGAGCUGAAGGACAGUAAUGGGACAGAAGGGAGGGACAGCGAAUACGUCUCCAGGGCUUUGGUUUGUCCUGCCAGGUACCUGACUGACUUUGAGCCCGUGCAGUGUCUGGGACGAGGGGGCUUUGGUGUUGUUUUUGAGGCCAGGAACAAGGUGGACGACUGUAACUACGCCAUUAAGAGGAUACGUCUGCCGAACAGAGAGCUGGCCAGAGAGAAAGUGAUGAGGGAGGUGAAAGCUUUGGCAAAGCUGGAGCAUCCUGGGAUCAUUCGCUACUUCAACGCCUGGCAAGAGACCCCUCCGGAGGGCUGGCAGGAAGAGAUGGAUAGAAGGUGGCUGAAGGAUUCCAGCACCACUGAUUGGCUGCUAAGUUCCCCAGAGCAUUUGGAGGCACUGUCAGUAAAGGUGCCUGUCCCAAAGCCCCUUGCCCUGGCCCUGUUCUCCCAGGGCCUGGACUCCACCACUAACACAGAGAUCAAAGAAGCCACCGAGGGCCCUUCUGGCCAUGUCCUCCAUGAGCAAGACAGCUUUAUGACGGAGAAUGACAGUCCUGGGGAGCAGGAGCACUCCUUUGAAUUCUGCCCCCCUCGGCCUGGCGACGAGAGGACCUCCUCCUCCUUUGACAUCGUCUUCAAGGACUCGAGCUAUGAUCACACCUCCAGGUCCGUGGAGCCUGGCAACAUCCUGACCACCAGCAGAAGCCCCCCGGUCCCCCUCUCCCACGCCCACUCGCCUCCCAGACACACCAACCUCACCCUGGGCCUGGUCCCUGUCCUGACUGAGCGCAGUGCCAAGCUCCCCUCCCCCAAGGUGUUCCUGUACAUCCAGAUGCAGCUGUGCCGCAAGGACAACCUGAAGGACUGGAUGAGCAAGAGGGGCUGUGUGGAGCAGAGGAGCCGCCCGGAGUGUCUGGGGAUCUUCCUGCAGAUCGCGGAGGCUGUGGAGUUCCUGCACAGCAAGGGGCUCAUGCACCGGGACUUGAAGCCCUCAAAUAUCUUCUUCACGAUGGAUGAUGUGGUGAAGGUGGGAGACUUUGGACUGGUGACUGCAAUGGAACAGGAGGAGGAAGAGGAGGAGGCUGCUGUGCUGAAUCCCAUGCCAACCUAUGCCAGGCACACUGGACAAGUGGGCACCAAGCUGUACAUGAGCCCAGAGCAGCUUUCUGGAAACUCGUACUCUCACAAAGUGGAUAUCUACUCCUUGGGCCUGAUCCUGUUUGAAUUGCUCUGCCCUUUCAGCACCCAGAUGGAAAGAGUUCGGACCUUAACAGAAGUGAGGAACCUCACAUUUCCCCCGAUGUUCACCCAGAAAAACACGCAAGAGCAUGAGAUGGUGCAGUGCAUGCUGUCGCUGUGCCCGAGUGAGCGCCCCGAGGCAGAGGAGAUCACAGAAACGCCCCUCUUCCAAGAGUUUGAGGUCCCCAGCAGGCUGGUCCUGAGGCAGCGAUCGCGGACAUACAGCUCAGGGAACAGAGACUGCAAGCAGCCCAGCACCUGAAAGGAGGAUCCAGCUUCACACACACCAGGGCCUUUCAGUGUCUCUCCUGAGAGGAGGAUCCAGCUUCACACACACCAGGGCCUGUCAGUGUCUCUCCUGAGAGGAGGAUCCAGCUUCAAACACACCAGGGCCUGUCAGUGUCUCUCCUGAGAGGAGGAUCCAGCUUCACACACACCAGGGCCUGUCAGUGUGUCUCUCCUGAGAGGAGGAUCCAGCUUCACACACACCAGGGCCUGUCAGUGUCUCUCCUGAGAGGAGGAUCCAGCUUCACACACACCAGGGCCUGUCAGUGUCUCUCUUCUGAGAGAAGGGGGCCAGUUUCACACACACCAGGGCCUGUCAGUGUGCAUCUCAUGGCUUCACACUGCUGGCACUGCCCUUCUCUAGAGGACGUCCGCUCCACACAACCUCCUCUCACUCCUGGGUCUCUCCUGGGUGAAACAGGACCAAGUGGGGAAAAAAACGAGCUACUGGAUCAAAUUGUAUUUGUAUUUUUUAACCCAAUUUGAAUUUAAUCCUUAGUCCAAACCCAUGUUACCGUUUUUUUUUCUGGUGACUGCUUGAUAAAAAAUCUGAUCCCCUGCAGCUAAAGAGCCCGUUCUGUCUCUCCAUUUAAAAAAAAAAAAAAAAAAAAAAAAAAAGUAAAAAAGAGAAGAUGAGUAAGUCAGGUGCUGUUGGAACACAACGCUUAACUGAAGUUAUUCCACAUUUUAAAAUGAGAACAAAAUGAUUAAAUUGUAAUUCCACGUUAACCCUGAGCUGUUCACAUGCUGCCUCAGUCUCGUAGACCCUUGUGAGGGAUUAGACUGCUUUUCAUUUGAUUAAUGAAUGCUCUGUGUCUCUAUGCCAUGCCUGGUUCAAACACAGUCUAGCAUGCAGAUGUGUACUUUUGAUCAGGAGAAGUUUUAACUCAAAAGCAACAUCUUCCUGUAAUUGUUCAUAUUGCACCAGUUACAGACUCCUUAACAUUUUUCUAUUUAGCUUAUCCUUGUGUGUGUUUUGGUUUUUUUUUUUUUUUUUUUUUAAACACACAUACUGUACAAUAUUGUAUUGGUAAAAUGGACACUUACUUGGCUUGUGUAAAACAUCAUCUCAGGUAAACCUGUAUAAUUACUGCGACACAACAGCCUUGAAAUUCAAAGCAGGCGAGCCAACUGUCUCCAUACAAUCACAGUCUUGGUUAUAAUAAUGUAGUAAAAAGGUGUUCUAGCUGGAUGAACAACGAAGUGGCAUUUUUGUGUAAAACUGUCAUUGCAAAAUGUUGGAGGUUUGAAGGGAUCUGAAUAUCUUUUUCAUAUUUCAUAUUUCUGCAGUGUUUAUGCAUUCAGAAAAUGCUGUUAAAUGUAUUAACUUUCAAUAUAUAAAUCAAGCUCUCGUUCUUAAAUUAUGACUUAGACACGAAAAACUACCCUAAGUAAGGCAUUAUUCAGUUAAUAAAACCAUUAGGAUCUUCUAUUGCUCACACGAACUUGCUGGACAGAGUGUGAAAGUAAGGAGACAGAAAACUAUAUUUUAAAUGGGGAAGAGUUUAAAACAAACUAAGAAAGAAAACAAGAUUGUGUGAACUGCAUGCAAAUGGAAUAUUUGAACUUCUUACUUCGGUUGAAGUUAUUCAUUCAUUAUGUACUUUGGCCAGCAGAGGGAACUGUUGUCGCAUCACUGCCUUGGCUUGAAAAGGACUGAUUUUUUUGCAGGUUUAUUUUUUAUGUAUUUUUUUCAUACUUGUAAAUAAUGAUUGGCUACUUUUUCUAUCUUUAUGAAAUUACAGCUUUUAAAAACACUGUACAUACUGUUUGCUCCCAGUUUUUGUAUUUGAGUGCAGUUUUUUGAUGUAAUUGGAGAUAAACCAGUGAAAUGAUACUGCGUCAUAAAGAACACAUAAAAGGAAGUUUAAAUAAUAAAGAAGGAUUUGAUCACAUAAAGCUGCAUAGCAUGUUCAGCAAGGCUUGUGAAUAUCAUUGCCUUGUGUUUAGCUAUAUGUACCUAUGCCUCCUCUUCAUUGUUUUGUAUAUUAAAAAGUCUUCAGCUUG